This is a messenger RNA of Bursaphelenchus okinawaensis, 3377 nucleotides long. The record is from the annotation of a GenBank genome assembly. NCBI's taxonomy places the organism in Eukaryota, Metazoa, Nematoda, Chromadorea, Rhabditida, Aphelenchoididae.
AUGGACUUUGGAGACUUGAAUGAAAAGCAAAAGCUUGAGUUGAGAGAAACUUGCAAGCGUAUUUUACAACCUGCUAAAGGUAUUUUUGCUACUGAUGAUACUGCUGGUAAGUCUAUGUUUUAGCCCUACCCCUAGCCUCAGAGCCCUAGCCCAAAGCCCUAGCCCAGAGCCCUAGCCGCAAAGCCCUAGCCCAGAGCCCUAGCCCAGAGCCCUAACCCAGAUUUCUAGCCCAGAGUCCUAGUUCAGAGCCCUAGCCCAGAGCCCUAGCCCAGAGCCCUAGCCUAGAUUUCUAGCCCAAAGUCCUAGUUCAGAGCCUUAGCCCAGAGCCCUAGCCCAGAGCCCUAACCCAGAGCCCUAGCCCAGAUUUCUAGCCCAGAGUCCUAGUUCAGAACCCUGGCUCUAGCUCUAGUCAUAUCCUUUCUAUGGUUAACCAUAGCUCUAGCCUUAGUCAUAUCCUUUCUAAGGUCAACCCUAGCUCUAGUCGCAGUUCUACUGUACUGGGACUGCCCUUGCUUUUUUCCAAUCGUACCCUUUCUAUAACAUGCUCUGACUCUAUUGGUAUUUUUUUCUAUGCUUUAUCAUAUACAUUAAUUUGUUUUACGUUUUUUAACAGUAGUUCUUCAGCCGGCCUUGGCCCACGACUAGAAGCUCUCGGCAAAGAAAAUUCGACCGAAGAACGUCGAAAGUACCGCCAGCUUUUGUAUUCAGCGGCGAACUUGUCCGAUCACAUUUCAGCUAUUAUUAUGAUUGAAGAGGCUUUUCGACAGGUCUGACUUUUAAAACUUUACAUGGCUGAAAACCAAGUAUUUUACAAAAAAAAAUUAUUUAUUAAAAAAUUUUAAUAAUUUUAAAAAUGAAAUUUUGACUCUCCAAUAAUUUUUGGUCCACUGCGUUUUUUCCAAUAUUUUUUGUAAAAUUUUGCUUUUUUCUAAGACGUCUUGUGACAUUUCGUCUUUAUCGAUUUUUUUGGGUAAAGAAUUAAUGUCAAAUACGAAAUGGCUUACUUGAUACUAUUUUUGUACUAUUUAAAAAAUUUUUGAUUUUCCGAUAAUUUUUGUGGCAUUUCGUUAUUUUUCUAAUAAUUUUUGUGGCACUCCGUCGCAUUUUAAAUUUUUGAAAUAUAUUGACAUUUUUUUGAUAUUUUUUUAAUUUCUAAAACUUUUUUUUUCAUAUUUAAUAUUCCAAUAUUUUUUGUGACAUUUCGUCUUUUUUCCAAUAUUUUUGUGGCAUUUUGUUACACCAUUAAAAAGUAGCAUUUAUAACAAGAAUAAGAUGAUUUAAUAUAAAUAAGAGUUUUCUUUAACUUUUUCAAAAACGUUUUUUACUACGUAUUUUAGAAAAAUGACGAUAACGAGCUAUUUGCCGAAGUUUUGGCUAAGCAAGGUAUUGUCACUGGAGUCCAAGCCGAUUUAGGCUUAUUGCCGUUGAAUGCUCAUGAAACUCAUGUUAAGGGUCUUGACGGUCUUGAAGAACGCCUGAAAGCCUAUAAAGAAGAAGGAGCUGGAUUUGUGAAAUGGAGGGCUGCAAUCAAUAUUGGCGAUGGAAGGCCAAGUCGAGAAGCGUUGACUAAAAAUGCAGCUGAACUGGCACAAUAUGCAAAGUUGUCACAGUUGAACGGAUUGGUGCCGUUUGUUGAACCUGAUGUUGUUAGAGAUGGUUCACAUAGCAUUGAAGAGUGUCAGAAGGUGGGGUUUUUAAUUUAGCAAACCUAAACCUAGCCUACCCUACCGUACUCUAUCGUACCCUACCCUACCUUACCCAACCCUACCCUACCCUACCCUACCCUACCCUACCCUACCCUACCCUACCCUACCCUACCCUACCCUACCCUACCCUACCCUACUCUACACUACCCUACCCUACCCUACCCUACCCUACCUUACCCUACCCUACUCUACUCUACCCUACCCUACCCUACCCUACCCUACCCAACCCUACCCUAUCCUAUCCUACCCUAUCCUACCCUACCCUACCCUACCCUACCCUACCCUACCCUACCCUACCCUACCCUACCCUACCCUACUCUACCCUACCCUACUCUAUCUUACCCUAUCAUACACAAAACUAAGCUCUGCUGUGCCUUAAGUCCUACCUACAGUAUCCUACUGUACUCUACCCUCAGCAGCACUGUACUGUGUGUCUUUUCAUAUAGAUCUUACUGUACACUAAAUUAUACUGUAUCAUAAGCCUUACCGUAAUAGACACCCUACCGUAUUCCGGCUUUAUAUGUUACGUUUUUAGGCCACAGAACUAGCCCUAGAAUACACAUUCCGUGCCCUACACGCAGCCAAUGUCUAUCUGGAAGGCACAAUUCUCAAGCCAAACAUGGUGACUUGUGGAGCCGAUUAUUCAGGUCAUCCACCCAUGCCUUCCGAAGUCGCAAGGGCUACAUUACUAGCGCUACAACGUCACGUUCCAUCAGCUCUACCUGGAUGUGUGUUCUUGUCUGGAGGGCAGGGGGAGAUCGAAGCCACCAAGAACUUGAAUGCCAUUGCGCAACUACAGACAGAGAAGCCGUGGCAUCUGACAUUUUGCUAUGGUAGAGCUAUUCAAGGGCCAGUGAUGAGAGCUUGGAAUGGGAAGGAUGAGAAUAUUAAGAUUGCUCAUGAGGUUCUUCAUCAUUAUGCCAAGGUAGUUUUGUAAUAUAUAAUGUUAUACUGUAUAGAAGGCUUAUUUUGGCUCAAAGUGUUUAAAGGAAGGUGAGAUAGACUUCCCAAGCUUAUGUUUAGGCUUAAGCAGAACGAACGUAAGGUUAGACGGCUUUGACUAUGGUUUGGGCUAUGCUUAAACUAGGGCUUAGGCUAGAGCUUAUGCUAGGGUUUAAACUAGAGUUUUUUAUAAAAGGUUUAGGCUUAUUAGACUUAGGCUUAUUAGGUUUAGGCUUAGUAGCCUUAGGUGUAAUCACCUUGCGCUUAGUAUUCUUAAGCUUAGCAGGCUUAGGUUUAGUAGGCUUAGGCUUAAUAGGCUUAGGUGUAGUAAGUUUAUGCAUAUUAAGCUUAGGCUCAGUAGGCUUAGGUGUAGUAACCUUAGGCUUAGUAGACUUAGGUGUAGUAGCCUUAGGCUUAGGCUUAGUAGGCUGAGACUCAAUAGGCUUAGGCUUAGCAGGCUUAGGCUUAGUAGGCUUAUUCUUAGUAGAAGUGGGCUUGGUAGGGUCAGCUUAUAAAGCUCAGGCUUACUUUUACAAAGUUUAGGCUUAGUAUUAGAAGGCUUAUUGGUAGGUUUUGAUUUAGACAAACUUAUGGUUUUAAAUUAAGCUUAGUUUCAAACUUUGGCUUUAGUUUAGGCUUAAAUUUUUUACAAAAAACUAAGACUUGCCAUUUUAGAACAAUGGUUUGGCUCAACAAGGUGAAUACAUGUACACCGUGCUGGUACCGUAA